Messenger RNA from Micropterus salmoides (largemouth bass), 3405 nucleotides. RefSeq names its product beta-secretase 1 (gene bace1). Bases 505 to 2085 code for a protein of 526 amino acids. Gene Ontology annotation, molecular function: aspartic-type endopeptidase activity. The transcript has 9 exons. The record is from RefSeq and is a predicted model, not a curated record. Gene Ontology annotation, cellular component: trans-Golgi network; membrane; endosome. Gene Ontology annotation, biological process: amyloid-beta metabolic process; membrane protein ectodomain proteolysis. Lineage: Eukaryota; Metazoa; Chordata; Actinopteri; Centrarchiformes; Centrarchidae.
GGUGAAAGACUGGAAGGCGGAUAACAGCAUGAACGGGUCUGGACAGGGGAAGGAUGCGGAAUACGGUAGCCCGCCGACCAGCCUGCCUUCCGAUGGUUUCAGUCGUUUGACGUGAGGAUGUGCGGAGAAAACGAGACAGGCCUGCGGUUUGUUGAUACACCGAGCACGGAGGAAGAGCCUGUAAUUCACCCGUCGCCUCAAAUUAUCUGUGACACCGAGGGUCGCUUGGUUUAAUUGUGUAGGUGAUUAGAUUUCCAGCGUAGGUUUUUUUUUUACAAGGCUACUUUGUCGCUUUUUAUUAGCCUAACGUCGAGAAAACCAGAGUAUAAGUUAACACAGACCCGCUUCAUAUUUUCUACUGCCAUCAUGGUUUUAGCCGUCACUUUAGCAUCAUCGCCACCUGAUCUCUCCCCCUGUGCCGCUGCAGACUGGAUGUCAAAUUGAACGGAGCGCCGUCAAGUCAAACCCAAACACACCAAAAACACGAGUUUACCGAGUUUCAACAUGGAGGCGUCGACGUUACAGCCUUGCUGGUUGACAUGUCUGUUUAUAUGGACCUCGUUGUGUCUGCUCAGCAGCGGUCAAUCCGCGCCGGGCUCCUCGGGCCUUCCUCUAGCCAUCCGCGUGCCACUGCGGCAAGGAGCUCGCGCCGAACAGACACCGCCACUGCCACCUGCCGCCACCGCGAACCGCGAGCGCGGCAACACGGCGAAGCACGCCGCGCGCAGGCGGAGAGGAGCGGCAGCGGGCGGUAUCAGCUUCGUGGACAUGAUUGAUAACCUGCGUGGGAAGUCCGGUCAGGGGUACUACGUGGAGAUGGCCGUGGGCUCUCCUCCGCAGAAGUUGAACAUCCUGGUGGAUACAGGAAGCAGUAACUUUGCUGUCGGAGCAGCUGCUCAUCCCUUCCUGCGCAGAUACUACCAUCGUUCACUCUCCAGCUCAUACCGUGACCAGGGUAGGAGCGUGUAUGUUCCCUACACCCAGGGUCGCUGGGAGGGGGAGCUGGGCACAGACCUAGUUUCUGUUCCUCAUGGCCCUAACGCCACCCUGCGCGCCAAUAUCGCUGCGAUCAUCCAGUCAGAUCGCUUCUUCAUCAACGGAUCCAACUGGGAGGGAAUCCUGGGACUGGCCUACGCCGAUAUAGCUCGGCCUGACGAGACAUUGGAGCCUUUCUUUGACUCUCUGGUUCGCCAGACUCCUGUCCCAAACCUCUUCUCUCUCCAAUUGUGCGGAGCUGGCUUCACCCAAAACUACUCCCUGGGCAGCGCUACUGUCGGCGGCAGCAUGAUCAUUGGAGGAGUGGAUCCAUCACUCUACGUGGGAGAGCUCUGGUACACUCCCAUCCGCAGGGAGUGGUACUAUGAGGUCAUUAUUGUACGUAUUGAGGUGAAUGGACAGGACCUCAACAUGGACUGUAAAGAGUACAACUAUGAUAAGAGCAUCGUGGACAGUGGCACCACCAACCUUCGGCUGCCCAGAAAGGUCUUCCAGGCAGCAGUCAAGGCGAUUGAAGCAGCCUCUUCGACAGAACAGUUUCCCUCUGGGUUCUGGCUCGGGGAGCAGCUGGUAUGUUGGCAGGCCGGCACAACACCCUGGCACAUCUUCCCAGUCAUCUCCCUCUACCUGAUGAGUGAAAACCACAACCAGUCCUUCCGAAUCUCCAUCCUACCGCAGCAAUACCUGCGACCAGUAGAGGAUGUGGCUUCUGCCCAGGAGGACUGCUACAAGUUUGCCGUGUCCCAGUCUAGCACCGGUACAGUGAUGGGGGCCGUCAUCAUGGAAGGCUUCUAUGUGGUCUUUGACCGAGAAAAGAAACGCAUUGGCUUUGCUGUUAGCACCUGCCAUGUGCAUGAUGAGUUUCGCACAGCCUCUGUGGAUGGCCCCUUCCAUGGCGUCGACCUGGAGGACUGCGGCUACAACAUUCCUCAGACAGACGAAUCGACACUAAUGACCAUCGCCUACAUCAUGGCGGGAAUCUGCGCUCUCUUCAUGCUGCCGCUGUGUCUCAUGGUGUGCCAGUGGCGCUUCGCCCGCUGCCUCCACCCACACGGGGACUUUGCUGACGACAUAUCACUCCUCAAGUGAAGGAGGAGAAGAAGGGGGACACAAAAAAAGAGUCGUAGAGACCUAUAGUUUAAACACAGGACAGGGACGGAUUGUGGUAAAAGAGAUGUACAUUGUUACAGAAUGUUGGUGCUGUUGAAAGAGAGCUUUACAACGGCUCUUUAGGAAUAUAGUAUGUGAAGUAUAAAAAGCUGACACACGGUGAAUACACAGUGAACUGUGCUGCCCUCAAAUUUGGGUGCACUUGAGGAAAACUUGGGCAAUUACUAACCUGAAGGACAAACAAGAGAAAAGACAAAAGUUGGUGUCAUCAGUGUCAACUUUGCCUGUUUAAGCUACCUAUGCAGAUCAGCAUGGCUAGAAGAGCUGAAGUGGGGAAAACAAAAAAAAUCUGUUCUUUGUUAUAAAUAGUGUAUAAAUAGAUCACAGAGGUGGGUCGGAUUUAGAAUUUUGAAAAAUUUGUCUCUUAAGAAGUUUGGGGAAAUUGAAAGAGGAAACAGACCGUUUACAAACAUGGAUCAAUGAAGAAACUCACAACCUGGAUGUGAAGCCACCAUGUAGUCGGACAUGGUUUGCUAAAUGAUUUGGACACGUGAGAGUGAGGUUACACGUGUGUUUAUAGAUCUCCUGUUUGUGGCUUAUGAGUGAAUGAAACAAGGUUUACACAUGUGAGCAUGUCUGUAUGUGUGAAAAGCUGUAUUGUAAGUGAAGAGUAUACAGAAAGAUUUAAUGAAAAUUAUACUAAGUAUGAAUAGCAUCUAUGAAAUCACACUAUUUUGCAAAUGCCAGCAAAGAAUUCUGCAAGCCAAGUUAAGUAAGCAUAAAGAGGCUAAUUAAAUAUCAGAUUGUAACAGCAUUUACUGCAUAAAAUCAGUUAUGCUUAGUGUCAAACUGAGAGAACUGAACAGUCAGUAUCAGAUGUCACUUUUUUCUCUUAUAUUGAUAGCUUAAAUAUAUCUAUUGUACAUAAAAUGUGUGCAUUCCAGAUGCUCUAUUUGUGCAGGAACACACACACAGAAGAUACACUGCUUACACUACUGCUGCACCAUCUGAUUAUUUGCACAUGUAACAACACAACAUGUUAACAAACCAAUACUUAAUAGGGCUUCUUUCACAGUCACACAGAAACAGCCUAACUCACCAUCUUUCAAUGGGGACCAUAUAUGCUUAGACAAGGAAACCAGCCCAAAGUAUGUUACACACUAAAGGACACUAUGUAUGUGUACAAGGGACACUUUGUAUUGUCUCUCAGCAAGCUGUAAAUAGAUAAACUCAGAACUGUAUAUUUAUCUGUCAGGCUCUGGCAGCACUGUUGAAUCAAUAAAGUACUUGUAACUGUAA